CGGGGAAAUCACCGUUUCAAAGACGUCAAAUAUAUCCAACCGUGGAUGAUGUCACACAGGUGCGAAGCCUGCUGAGUUUGCCCAUGAGCUAGGUAGAGACUUGCGCGCACGGGCUACAGCCUACAGGACGAGCUUACCUCUUGAGGACUCAGGCUGAGCGCAUUCAAGGGGUUGAAGGAGGAGGUUUGACGUCAAGGGUUCAUGAGCGCUUCAUAUGCAUCUUAUGAGAAGAGCUGCUUCAAGAUCUCUGAAGCAUAAAUCAGUUCUGUGUGGAGACAGUGGUGGUGAUAGAUGGCGUCUCGAGCAGCAAACAAUGAGGAGAAGGACGGCGGUACGGCGCUCGCAGCGAGGGCAAGGGUGGACGCUCUCCUGACUGCUGCAAAGGAAGGCGACGUCGCCAAGUUCAAGGAGAAGGUGGAGCUGUGCGAUGAGGGCCAUGGGCCGCAGAAGGUAGUCAGCGACACCAAGGAUGGGAACGGGCGCACGGCGCUUCAUUUUGCGGCGUCUCAGGGCCAUGUUGACCUGUGCAGGUAUCUGCUCGAGGAUUUGGAAGCACCCGUCAACGCCCAAGACGAUGAGGGACACACUCCACUCGCGCUGGCAGUAAUGCAGAGCCGUCCGGAAGCAAGCAAGCUGCUGCUGGAGAAGGGCGCAGACCACUCUAUCCCUCAUCAGCAGACAGGGGCCGUGCCAAUGCACCACGCUGCGCGGGCUGGGGCUAGCGAGGUCGUGGGCAUGCUCGCGUCCAAGAACGCUGAUGUGAAUGCACCCAGCAGCUCAGGAACGCCCCUGAUCUGGGCCGCAGGUUGGGGAAACGUCGCUUCAGCUGAGGAGCUCCUGAAGCACGGCGCUGACCCGAACCAGGCGGACCAGGACGGGGUGACACCGCUCCUGGCAGUGGCGGGGUCUGGGAGCCUGGCAAUCGCGAAGAGCUUGAUUGAGGCGAAGGCGGAAGUGAACAAGGACGCGGGCGGCGCCACCCCCCUCCACGUGGCGUCCGAUCAGGGCGACCUCGAGAUGGUGCAGUUACUACUGGCCGCGGGCGCCGACGCCAACCGCCGUGACGCUGAGGGAGCGCGCCCGAUCGACGCCGCGGCCGCAGGAAACCACAGGAAAGUGGUCGAGGCCCUACUUCCCAAGUCGGAGGCCGCAAAGGACGGGGAAUGGAGCGUCGAAGCGCUGAUGAAGAAGGCCGGCGUCCCGAGUUCGUCGGGUCGGGGCGAAGAGGCUGCGCCGUCAAAAUCGGAAGAGGGUCCGAAGGAUGCGAACGGGGACGUGAAGGUCGGGCCGCCGCUGCCGCCGGACUUGUCGAACCCGAAGGUGAAGCGCGCGCAGGAGGCGAAGAUGCGAGGCGACGAGGCGUUCAAGCGGAAACAGUUCAUGGUGGCGGUGGAUGCGUACACCCAGUCCCUCGAUCUCGACCUGGAGAAUGCGACUGUCUUUUCCAACCGGAGCAUCUGCUGGCUGCGGGCGGGGCAACCGGAACAUGCGCUUACAGACGCGAAGGCGGCGCGGAAGCUGGCACCGUACUGGCCCAAGGCUUGCUACCGCGAAGGAGCUGCGUACCGUGCUAUGCUGAAGUUUGAAGAUGCGGCGACCGCGUUCUACGAGGGCGUGCAACUAGAUCCCGAGAACAAGGAGCUCGUCGAAGGUUUCCAAGAGGCGAUCAAGGCGGGGCGGGAAGCGCACGGCGUGAAGCAGCAGAACGGGGGGAGUCCGAACGUGUCUUUUGCGGAGAUGAAGCUAUGACAUUCCUGCAAUUUUGAUCGUUUGAGAUGCGGAAGAAAGAGGCGAGGGGUAUUCCAACUUACACAUAAUACCGUGGCUACUGCCCGUUCAAAAGCCGUGAAGUAUGAGGAGAAUCAGAAAGUAGGCCGCUGCAGAUUGCUUGUAAGUCGAUUGUCACUCGACUCAUAUGAGGCAGAGGUUUAGUGUAUACAAGGAACGGUCUGCACUCUGUGAACCAGCCUUUCAGCUGGCAAAACACCUCCCCAAGCUUCAGCUUGCUCCCUAGAAGUGCUACCAGGGCCUCCCACGGGCCGCGUUCUAAGGGUCGGGAGGGAAAACCGGGCAAAAACGAAGUCGAUCGACGGUCAGCUUGGCGAAUUGGACCGAGCAGUCGGCAUAGGCUAUGAGUGAGCCUUGGCGGUUAUGUUGUGUGGCGAUAGGGCCCCGGCCGGCCGUGCUAAACCCUAAAAGCGAGAUCGGGGCCGCGCAUGCAAACAACGACAUGCAGAAUAAAAGUUUGCCAAGCUCAAAUCAGCGUGACAACGUAGUAAACGAUGCCAACGUUACAAGCUACAUAUUAAGUUCCAGUACCUCCAAGUCAAUGAUGCACUUGAAGCUUCGUGCUUAGAACAUGCUCAUAAAAGGGAUGCUUAAGAACGUGCAGCCUCACGAGUGCCGACCUUCUCACGAUUGCAAUCCGCAUAUUAACAAACAUAAUAAGUUGCGAUGCAAACCUUUGCAUGACAAUCUCCGAGCUAUUUCUAGGACACCUCGACGCCAAAACCUGUGCAACCUGCUUUUGUAACUUUAGAAAUGAACUAUCGACUUCAAGGCAACACAAUAAACGGCAGGAUACAAAUAAAUCUACAAUCAAACCAUAUCAACUCUUACAGCGUCAUAAGGCCGGCCCAUAAGGUCUGUAAUCUAAUCAAAGGCUCGAGGUAAACUUCGUCGAAUCUAUCAGCCCUGCCUAAGUAUGCCAGUUGAAUAGCACAUUUCAGCAGCGACGGUCAUGAAGACCCUCGAAUGCGCAUGUACCUCACCAAGGGUCUAAGUUCGCUUGUAUGGGCGCCUCUCCUCGGCCGCCUCCCCCAACGUGCCCAGCCAGUCCCGGCCUACUCCAUUGAGGUUGUGGCAGGACCCUGAGCAGAAUCUCUGCUCCCCCUGGGACUCCGGUCCAAGCUGGUACCCGCUUGACGACAACGACACAUUCUCUGACCUUGAGGUUAGUGACGCUGAAGACGAAGGGGUGGUAGCACCCAAACGUUGCCGCACACCAUCCCCACCGGCGUCUCCCGGUCGGGUCUCUGUUAAGCGGCGCCUCAAUUUUCCCCGAGGUAAGGAUAUGGCUGACUUAGGUGGUAACCAUGAUGGUACUACCACAGCUGAUGAUGCAGGCAAUGUCAUUGUGAAUGAUAUAAUGCGAGGGAAUCUUUUGUCAGGAAGGCGUGAGAGGGACGCCACCCCGAGUCCCCGCAAUGGCGGGGCAUUUGUUACACCAGUUAAUCAUGCCUUAGCUCGCAAUGGUAAUGGUCUAGAUUUUGAGAGGGGCAAUGGCCCCAUUGAGCAGUCCAUUGUUCCCCCCUCAGUGAUGGUUUCACAGGUCUCUGCUCGUAUGGUUUCGCCCAAUGGGGCGCCAGGUGA
Klebsormidium nitens is the source of this 3372-nucleotide messenger RNA. The record is from the annotation of a GenBank genome assembly. Lineage: Eukaryota; Viridiplantae; Streptophyta; Klebsormidiophyceae; Klebsormidiales; Klebsormidiaceae.